CCUAGAUUCUGGAAUCCAUAUAUAUGUUAGCCUCAAUAAAAAAUCAACACACCAGUCGUCAUUCUCCAAGUAGCUGCUGUAGCAGAGCAUACGCAUAAUCUAUCGCUGAAACAAGCCACAUACCAUUUUUUUGUCGGUAUGGCAGUCACAUUCCAUGACUUGGGCUCUGCUGCUGGCUUGAAAAAGCUCGAUGAGUACCUCCUCACUCGCAGUUACAUCUCUGGAUACCAAGCUUCAAAGGAUGACGUCACUGUCUACGCUGCUCUAUCAGGGGCCCCAUCCUCUAGCUAUGUGAAUGUUUGUCGGUGGUACAAUCACAUCGACGCCCUUUUUCGGAUCUCAGGUGUUUCUGGUGAAGGGUGUGGUGUGACUGUUGAGGGAUUUGCUUCCACAGAGGCUGUUGCCACUCCUCCAGCUGAGGAUUCAAAACUGCAGGCUGCUGCUGCUGAAGAUGAUGAUGACGACGAUGAUGUUGAUCUAUUUGGUGAAGAGACUGAAGAGGAAAAGAAGGCUGCAGAAGAACGUGCAGCUGCUAUUAAGGCCUCUGGCAAGAAGAAAGAAUCUGGCAAGUCCUCAGUGUUGUUGGAUGUUAAGCCAUGGGACGAUGAGACUGACAUGAAGAAACUUGAAGAAGCAGUAAGAAGUGUCGAGAUGGACGGGCUGCAUUGGGGAGCAUGUAAACUUUUGCCUGUUGGUUAUGGAAUAAAGAAAUUGCAAAUUAUGUUGACCAUUGUGGAUGAUUUGGUAUCAGUUGAUACUCUCAUUGAGGAACAUUUGACAGUUGAACCGAUUAGCGAGUAUGUUCAGAGUUGUGACAUUGUCGCAUUCAACAAAAUAUAAUGGGUGUCAUGCAAUAGCAGUUUCUUGGAGGAGGCUUUUGGGUUAUAGCCUAUAUGUUUAAGAUUUUCAUCUGCACUUUUUGUUUGCUAGAACUUAAUUUUAAGAUUUUUGUUUGUUAUUUUUGUACA
Messenger RNA from Durio zibethinus, 968 nucleotides. Its product is annotated as elongation factor 1-delta 1-like. Gene Ontology annotation, cellular component: cytosol; eukaryotic translation elongation factor 1 complex. NCBI's taxonomy places the organism in Eukaryota, Viridiplantae, Streptophyta, Magnoliopsida, Malvales, Malvaceae. Gene Ontology annotation, biological process: translational elongation. Gene Ontology annotation, molecular function: guanyl-nucleotide exchange factor activity; translation elongation factor activity. The record is from RefSeq and is a predicted model, not a curated record.